Messenger RNA from Lonchura striata (white-rumped munia), 2966 nucleotides. It is a transcript of the gene TRIM13, whose product is annotated as tripartite motif containing 13. NCBI's taxonomy places the organism in Eukaryota, Metazoa, Chordata, Aves, Passeriformes, Estrildidae. The record is from RefSeq and is a predicted model, not a curated record. Gene Ontology annotation, molecular function: zinc ion binding.
GCCAUGGCGGCACGGCGGGCGGCGGGCGCGGGCCGGAGCGAAAUGAAAAAUAGACCAACGUCAGCGCCCGGCCUUCCUCUGGAAAUUGACAUCUAGCGGACAACGAGUGCAGCCCCCACUGCUCUUUUUCCGCGGUUGUCGCCGUGGCGUGAGGCGCCCGGCGCAGCCACCUAAAGGACGUAUUAAUGAGCACUGGGAGUACAAACACAUCUCACCGCAUGAAGUCAGCAUUGCCAAAUCUGUUGGACUCAGGGGAUGAACUUUGGGGAGCACUGUCUGGCUGUGCCUCGCUGCCAGUUUCCUGCUGCACUACUCUCUGAACUGGAGAGGCUGGUUUUACAGGCCAGCAGACCGCAGCCCUCGUGCAGCAAAGCACUCGCCGCAGCUUGGCCAAGCUGCCCACGCCGCUUUGGAGCACGCUGUUUGCAGCGCCCGUGUGCAUGGCGGGCGGGAAGCCUCGGGAACGGCUCAUCCUUGCGCCCAUCCUGUCUCCCUGCAGAUGCAGAGCCCAGCUGCUGAGCACCCUGCAGCGGCUGGUGGCACGUGGGUUUGUGUGGCGAGGAGCAGGAAUGGCGGCAGAGGUGUCUGUGCGCCCUGAGUGAAGGUCUGGCGUCGAACACAGUCAAGCAGAAUAUACGCUGGUGUGGUGGAAGUAAGGCAAAAGUCAGCUGGACAUGAUGGAGCUCCUAGAGGAAGAUCUGACCUGUCCCAUUUGCUGUAGCCUGUUUGAUGAUCCUCGUGUCCUGCCCUGUUCACACAAUUUCUGCAGAAAGUGUCUGGAAGGAAUUCUUGAGGGAAAUGUGCGGAAUGUGCUUUGGAGGCCAUCCCCUUUCAAGUGCCCCACGUGCAGGAAGGAGACUCCUGUCAUUGGAAUCAACAGCUUGCAGGUCAACUAUUCCCUGAAAGGUAUUGUGGAGAAGUACAACAAAAUCAAAGUAACUCCAAAAAUGCCUGUGUGCAAAGUGCACAGUGGGCAACCCCUUAACAUAUUUUGCAGGACAGACAUGCAGUUGAUCUGUGGGGUUUGUGCCACCCGUGGUGAUCACACAAAGCAUGUUUUCUGUUCCAUCGAAGAAGCUUAUUCCCAGGAGAAGCGGGCUUUUGAAACCUUGUUUCAGGGAUUUGAAACUUGGCGUUGUGGAGAUGCCCUCUCAAGGCUGGAUACCUUAGAGACCAGCAAGAGGAAAGCUCUGCAGAUGCUGACGAAAGAUUCUGACAAAGUGAAGGAGUUCUUUGAGAAGCUGCAGCACACACUGGAGCAGAAGCGAAAUGAGAUUCUGUCUGACUUUGAGACCAUGAAGCUUGCAGUGAUGCAGGCCUAUGAUCCAGAAAUCAAUAAACUGAACACGAUUCUGCAAGAGCAGCGGAUGGCUUUUAACAUUGCAGAGGCCUUCAAAGAUGUGUCUGAACCCAUUAUAUUUCUGCAACAGAUGCAGGAGUUCAGGGAAAAAAUCAAGGUGCUCAAAGAAACCCCUUUACCUUGUUCCACUGUGGACAUCAGUCCCACAAUGAAGAGCUUUGAUACCAGCCAAUGGAAUGGAAUAAAACUUGUCGAUGUGGACAAACUUUCCUUGCCUCAGGAAAGCAACACUUUCAAAUUCAAGAUUUCCUCAGUCUUUUCACGCAGAUUUAUAGUGAACUCUCUUAUUUUCUUGCUCAUUCUUGCUGUCACCAGAAUGUCCUUUGUGGAGUCAGUCAUUGACAACUUCCAGUGCUGGAAAUCCCAGUUCCUUACAAUUUGCUUGUCCUAUUUGGCAGAUACUGUGGAGAUAGCAGAUCAUGCAGUCUUUUACUGGGAACAGAUGACAGAUGGAGCCUCACUGUUAAGAGAAAAGUGUAAAAACUAUACAUUGGUUGUACUGGAUAAUGUUGCACAGUUUGUGUGCAAAUAUAAACUGUUGUGAAGUGUCUGCUGGAAUAUAAUAACUAAGAGAGAUCUGGGAAAGAAAACAUGGGACUUCUCAAAUUAAUUGGUCUUUUCAGACUUGCAGUGAAAACAUUCAAAGAUUCAAAAUUAUUCCAAAACAUUCAUAAAGUUCACAUAGUUUGAGCACUGCUAAACCAGAAAAUGAAAUGGAGCUUUGAAAAACACCUUGUGGAUUCUUCUUUCAGUAAUGAUUAUGGGAAUAUUACUCACUGUAAAUCAUUUUUCUUACCAAAAUACAGGGCCAAACUGUAUCUUUAGUUUGGUGUUAAUGUAAUUGUAGAAUAAGGUAAAAGAUUAUAGUUUAAAAAAAAUUCUAACUAGGAGAUCGUUUGGAAAGAGGAAGAAGAGUUGUGACUGAGGUGAGCACUGUGCUGACAGGUUUGCUGAGGACUGCCCUUCCACUGCAAAAUGCAGCAUGCAUCAUUCAGGUUCUGGAACCAGCUUCUAUCUGACAGUGUUACUUCUCUCUGAAAUGGCUAUAUGUUUUGGUUUGGUUUUGUGGGGUAUUUUUUUUGCAUAACCAAAUACUGUAAGUACCCUGUGCAUUCAGAUUUCAUAUUUUAUACAAAAAUGUAUCUUCAGGGCAAGCAUAAAUUCUAGAGGUAAUGAUAAGAACAAGCUGCAGAAUGGUAUGUGCUUUGCAGAUAGUUCAUACUUUGCAGUUGACUUUUCCAACGUCAAAUUGUUGGCGUAGCUGGGCUGUUUUGUUAGAUCCAUGUUUCUCUGAAGCCACACUUUCUUUAAAGCUGGCCUUAACAUAAAGAACUUAGUGCAAUGAAAGGCAUGCUGGAGUCUGCCACAGGAAGGCAGCCUGGGCUCUAGCCCUGCAGAGGUCACAGGUAGAACAGUUGCUCUCCUGUCCCUCUCUGCCUCUCCAGAUUGCAAUUCCAAAGCCAGGAAAAAUGUCUGGAUGAUUCCUGGAACAGGUUAUGUGAUGCAGCAGGUGUAUGGAUGUUGGUGGUGUUUGAAGAACCUUGCAUAGGUUCUUCUGCUGUUGCUGUAUUUCUAUGUAUCUCGUUUUGGGAACUGUUUGAAUUUU